CAUUUUUAGUGAAUGAAAUCGGCCAAGUCAUCCUAUGAGGACGAAAGAGCAUUCCAGGCUGCUCAUGCAGCAAACGAAAUCCUUUCGAAUGUAAAUGACAAGUACUCUGGCUCUUCUCCCUACUCAAACAGUGGUCCGGGGAGUAUUCACAAUGAGUACGACUGUCUGCUCCCUGGUAAUAGUAGACCUGUUUCUCACGGUGGUCUGACUCCCCAAAGUGGUCCUAUAUCUAAUCCUGACAGUUACCUCUACGUUCCUAACGCAGCAGGUAAUUAUAUUACGGACGAUGUGAUCCCCCAGCGGCGCAGCACUGCGCGGCGUAUUUUCAGCAUCACCUGCAUCUUCGACAUGCUUCUCGUCAGCAUACUGUGGACUAUCAUCGCUAUUAAUCAUUACGGUGGACUAAAUACUGCGUGGGAUAUUGCAAUCAAAAACUUCAAAUUUAACCAAUCGAUGGCAGACUUGAUGCUGCUUAGUUUGGGUCGCUCAACAUGUCUUAUAACACACUACUGGAUUAUCGUCAGUCAGUUACAGAUUACUAUUGCUUUAACAACGACGAUAUCGACGAUAUAUAUAUUUUUAAAACUUAUUAUAUUCCAAAGGGACAGUGCUUGGAAUAAUUUUGAAACGUAUGCAUUAUUAUUAAUAUCCUUUCUGUUAUGCUGGAUAGAAGUGUGGAUGUUCGAGAGUAAGGUACUGAAAGCUGAGAAUCAAGUAUCGAGAUAUCUUCGUCCAAGGUAUCCUGAUGCGAGAACGCCACUAUUAGGACCGGCUGUUAACAGUGCCGGCAGCGAUUUCAACUACUCAGCAUUUGUUACACCAUCAGCAACUAUACCACCUACACCUGGAGGGGACCUACAUCAGAUAGAGGCAAACAAUUUGGAUCCCCGGGGUCAGAUGAUGUAUAAUGUUGCGUUAGAAGCACACUCAGAGUUAAAAGAAACAGUCCUCUGGCCAGAUGGGUGGACAACUGAGCUAGACAAGGACGGUAUAAAAGUAUUCAGUAGAGCACAAAGGAGAGCUCCAAACAGACUAUUUCUCAGUGAGAGCCACUUUCUUUGUUCUCUAGAGGACUUGUUUGAGGUGUUGUACCAUCAGAUGGACAGUGUCAGUGAGUGGAACAGUAGUAUACUAGAGGUACAGAUGUUGGAGAGGUUCACCCAACACCUAGAUUUGCUCUACACUGUCGGGGUGGGAGGCGGUGCUGGUCUCAUCAAGAGCAGAGAUUUCCUGACGUUACGAUAUUGGUCGAAGGAACGUGACAUGUAUUUUAUAGUCAGUAGGGACGUCAACGAUCCUAUAAAACCACCAUCCAAAUUCCCAAGAGGAUUUAACGGGCCCUGCGGCUAUGUUUUCUUCCCAGCCCUGGAUGGCUCCGUUAAGCUCACUUAUGUUAUCAACUGCGACCUGAAGCUCCCUCUUGUACCUCAAAAGGUGAUAACAUCAAGUUUAGUUGAGGUGGUUCACGGGUUCCACAUGACUUUGAGGAAUAAGAUGGACGAUUACGUGGAUUCUAAAAGAAGACAAUCUAUGUACAGUGGUAACACAUAAAUAGGCGGUCUAUGCAGAAAUGAAAUUGCAAGCGAGAACUCUUCCAGUGACCUGUCGCUGACAGAGCAAAGAUUUGAUUCUCUGUGUCAGUGAUUGAAGGAGGAGGAAUUAGUGCCAGCGCACCAUUAUGGGAUAUCAAGAAUAGAACAAUACUACCAUUCAAUAAGCACUGCCUUCUUUUUAUCAGUUGGAUUUCUAUUUGAACGUGAUUUUUAACAGUAAUCAUUUUUGUACAUUGUUUGUUCUCAAGAUAAAAAAGAUGUUUUUAGAUUGGAUGUAAUGAAGAUUUGCCGUCUUGUGUGGAUUUUAUAUUGUAUUUUUAAAGUUCACUUUGAUGUUCUUACCUAUCAAAUUAGGAUGAGUACACUUGCACUAAAUGGCCGCUUGCUUUAAAUGAUUGUUGAGAUUGUUGUUAGCUUUUAAACAAAAUAUAAUAACCUCCCACUUAUAAUUAACCCUAGUUCUGCUGUCUGCAUGAUAUAAUUGAUAACGGUAAGUGAUAUAUAAGUGUAGUAAUUUAAGAUUUCAGUUAUGUAAAUACCUUUAAGUUUUAAAGUGAUAAUUUCUUAUGCUAUUAUAUAUUGAUGCUGUGUUUUUAAUGUCCGCGUAUUGUUUACAUUAA
This is a messenger RNA of Bolinopsis microptera, 2173 nucleotides long. RefSeq names its product stAR-related lipid transfer protein 3-like. Gene Ontology annotation, cellular component: lysosomal membrane; endoplasmic reticulum membrane; endoplasmic reticulum-endosome membrane contact site. The record is from RefSeq and is a predicted model, not a curated record. NCBI's taxonomy places the organism in Eukaryota, Metazoa, Ctenophora, Tentaculata, Lobata, Bolinopsidae. The coding region runs from base 13 to 1551 and encodes 512 amino acids. The transcript is spliced from 17 exons. Gene Ontology annotation, molecular function: lipid binding.